AUGGCGUGGGCGUUUGGAUUUUAUUGGAACAUUUGGUUGGGACUAGCGGAAGAUCUCGAGGCCCCCAAUCCCGUGAUGGUGGUUGGAACAGAGACUGGGACAGGGACCCCCCCUGUCGCCGUUUUCAUUCGGGAGGCGGGGAACCGCCCGCUUUUGAUCCCGCUGCUGCAAGAAGCCGCUGGACCCAUGUCAUCGUCUUGA
This is a messenger RNA of Podospora pseudocomata, 201 nucleotides long. RefSeq lists its product as uncharacterized. The coding region runs from base 1 to 201 and encodes 66 amino acids. NCBI's taxonomy places the organism in Eukaryota, Fungi, Ascomycota, Sordariomycetes, Sordariales, Podosporaceae. The record is from RefSeq and is a predicted model, not a curated record. The transcript has 2 exons.